This is a messenger RNA of Hipposideros armiger (great roundleaf bat), 3000 nucleotides long. It is a transcript of the gene RAB42, whose product is annotated as RAB42, member RAS oncogene family. The transcript is spliced from 2 exons. Lineage: Eukaryota; Metazoa; Chordata; Mammalia; Chiroptera; Hipposideridae. Bases 11 to 694 code for a protein of 227 amino acids. The record is from RefSeq and is a predicted model, not a curated record. Gene Ontology annotation, molecular function: GTP binding; GTPase activity.
GGGCGGGACAAUGACCGUGGGGCAGUCAGGAGGCCAGACGCGGGCCAUGGAGGCUGGGGGCUGCCGCUACCAGUUUCGGAUCGCUCUGCUUGGGGACGCGGCCGUGGGCAAGACGUCGCUGCUGCGGCGCUACGUGGAGGGCGCGACCGGGACCCCGGAGCCCGAGUCAGCGCCCACGGUGGGCGUCGAGUUCUACAGCCGCCCGCUGCAGCUGCGGGCGGGGCCGCGCGUCAAGCUGCAGCUCUGGGACACCGCGGGCCAGGAGCGCUUCAGGUGCAUCACCAGGUCCUUUUACCGGAACGUGGUGGGUGUCCUGCUGGUCUUUGAUGUGACAAACAGAAGGUCCUUUGAACACAUCCGAGAUUGGCACCAGGAGGUCACCGCCACUCAGGGUCCCAUCAAAGCAAUCUUCCUCCUGGUUGGCCAUAAGAGUGACCUGCAGAGCACCCGUUGUGUCUCAGUCCAGGAGGCGGAGGAGCUGGCUGCCUCCCUGGGCAUGGCCUUCAUGGAGACCUCAACCAAAAACAACUGCAGUGUGGACCUGGUCUUCAACACACUAGCUGACGCCAUCCAGCAGGCCCUGCAGCAGGGGGACAUCAAGCUGGAGGAGGACUGGGGGGGCAUUCGGCUCAUCAAGACUCAAACCCCUAAGACUCCCAGUAGGAAGCAGCAUGCAGGCUCAUGCCAGUGUUGACUCUGAGGGACAAGGCUAAAGCAGUGCCAACCUCAGAAGUGUUGCGGGGAAUGGAGAGAGUUAGUGUCUCUCUGAAGGACAAAUGGCAGAAUAUACCCGAAGGGUUCGUAUAAACAGUAUCCUGGCACAGUCACACCUCCUGGAUUUUGGGGUCAUAGAGCUCAGCCUCUUUCCACCAGAAAGGUCUAGAGGCAAGUGUGCAGCUUCCUGUCCUUGAGCCUGUUUCCUCAUGGAAGAUCCUACCUGGGGGGAGGAGGAAGGGGAUGGAGUGUGCUUGAAUGAGAUAAUGGAUAUGCUCAGCCAGCGCCUGCCACCUGCUGAGAAUUGAAUGACAAGAACAAUCAUCACCUUUCUUUCUUCUCUUGGCCUGGAUAUGGCCAUUUCCAGCACAUUCCUGGGCUUGGACGCUGAGAUGGUCAGCGUCUGCACGCUGCGCUGCGGCACAGGCGAGGAUGGGUGCAGGGAAUUUCAGGGCGAGCCUGGCUUAGAGCCUCCUUAGGUCCUCAGGCUUGGAUGAGUCUGAGCAUGGGAUUAAGGUGUGGUUGUUACUGCCCAGGACCCCGGCUCAAAGGCCAGGGGCUGGCUCUGGAUCUGGAAAGAAAGCAGGGCUCAAGACCCACAGCCUCCUCCCUAACCCCACCCUCACCCUGCCCCCCACCCCCAGCUGCCGGGAGUGCAGCAGGAUGAGGAGCGUACUCUCUGGGGACUGCCCAGCCCUCAGGGGCAGCCCCCAUCCAAUGUUGAUCUAAUGGGGGGAGGGUGUCCAAAGGCCCAGCCCUCUUAUCCCACCUCUGGACAAUUCUGAAGGGCAAACCCCUCUUUAUCACUCAUUAUGGGGUCGACUGAAGCCACUAUUGUGACCUCACAGAUAAACCCUCCCUCUGCUCAAUCCUGCUUUCCUACCCCAAGCAGGUAUUGAUCUCAAUGAUGCCCUAAUACAGUUGACCCUUGAAGAGCAUGGAACAGAACUGUUUGAACUGCAACUGCGCGGGUGCACUUAUAUGCGGCUUUUUCCAAUUGACCUGCACCGUUGAAAUCCGUUAGUCAAGGGUGAACUCCAUGGUUGGGAACCCGUGUAUGUGUUGGAGGGCCGAGUGUGGUUACACGCGGAUUUUCUACCGCAAGGAGGUCAGUGUCCCUAGCCUCAGAGCUGUUCAAGGGUCAACUGUAAAUGUCUGCACACUAGGGUUCUUGGGAGGUUUUCAAUCAGGGUGAGCUUCUUAGCUUCCUCCCCGGGUGGCUGGGCCAGGUGGGUCUCCCUGUGCACUACCUUUUCCCUGCCUCCUCCUUUUAAAACAUCUUCACUCAUCCUUAUGACAAUCUUGCAAGGUUGGCAUGAUUAUUCCCAUUUCACAGGUGGGAAAACUUAGGCCAGGAGAGGGAAAUGAUUGCUUUAUAGCACAUUAUCAUUCCUUCAUCCAAUUUUUAAAAAUGAGCAUCUGCUCUGUUCUGGGCUCUGGGGAUACAGCAGUGAACACGACAGAAAAGCCUGCCUGGGGCUGACAUUCUAGUGGAAGAGAGAUAAAAACACAAGUAAAGAAGUGAACCAAACGAUUUCUAGUUAUCAAAAGUGGUAUAAAGACCACAGAUGAUGGAUAUGGGACUGAGAGUGCGGGCUUCUUCAGAGCAGGGGUUGGGGAGGGCCUUUGAGCUGAGACCUGGAGAAGGAGCCAAGCUAAGAGCAGAGAUCUGGGCACAAGAAGCAGCUGCCAGCACGGGGCACUUCUGUGCUCUGUGAGGAAGGUACGAUGGCUAUUCCUUUUUACUGAUAUGGAGACUGAGGCCCAGAGAGGUUAAGAAGCCAGUAAGUAGAGAGGGGAGCCCCAAAGCAAAUAAGAGGCAGGCACUUUCUAGGAAUUUCCUGGAGAUCAGAGCAGCUAAAAUGAAGUGAAUAAACAGGGAGUGACCUUCAACUUGGUCUGUGGUUUCUAAUCGCCAGGAGUUUCCCAGACAGGAGUACAGGUCUAAAAUGAAGCUUGUUUGGGAGCUAAGCAGCUAAUCCUGGGGCUGAAGGCAGAAAUUUGGCUGUCAGGUGCUCCAAACAAAUCCCCACAUCCCUGGAGAAAGAGAGGAAGAACAAAUUGACCCUCUCCUCUCUCAAAAUCCUGGGUGAGCAUUGGAGAGCCAGCCUGCAGCCCUGGCCUACUCAGGGUAGGAUCUCCCUCCGAGGAAAAGUCAAUGCCCAUUGUCCCUAGCUGCCUCCCUCCAGGAAUGUUCAGCGGGCUGGAGUCACACAUCUCUCUCUCAGCCUCAAUUUCCCUUCCGUAAAGUGGGGAUAAUAAAUUUCUAGGGCCGGCUGAGUGGCA